Molecule: messenger RNA, 5501 nt
Organism: Galleria mellonella (greater wax moth)
Lineage: Eukaryota; Metazoa; Arthropoda; Insecta; Lepidoptera; Pyralidae
Product: ankyrin repeat domain-containing protein 13D
Exons: 12
Cellular component (GO): cytoplasm
Molecular function (GO): protein binding
Source: RefSeq, a predicted model, not a curated record
GAUAGCUAGAGAGAUAAUGGUGACAAAAAAAAAUUAAUUAGAAAAUCAGAAAUCCGCCGAAUCUGUACCGUACAGAGAUUCUUUAAGAAUUUAUUGUUUAAACUAUACUACUUGAUAGUGCUUUUUUGUACCUUUAAAUAACUAAAGAUAUAAUAUGCGUUCUAAAAAGUGAACUGUGUUAAUAGAAAUAAAGGAAUAUAAUGGCGUUGACUGAAGAAGAGGUGGCUCAGCGUUAUCCAAUUCACUGGAUGGUAUGGAACAACCAACAUGAAGAACUGAAGAAUUCUUUAGAGGCUAACAAGUUUACCACUGAAGACAUAGAAUUAAAAGAUCCUCGAGACCGAACACCUUUACUGCUAGCUGUCACUCUUGGGCACAUUGAAGCAGUCCGUGCCCUGCUUGAUGCCGGUGCAGAUGUCAACUGUGAGAAAGAUGGGUGGACAGCGGUGCAGGAGGCGACGGCCCGCGGCGACGCGGAGCUGCUGGCGCUGGUGUUGGCGCGGCGCGACCACCAGCGGCUGCUGGCGCGCUCGGGCGGCAUCCCCGACCUGCUGCACCGGCUCAGCCUCGCGCCCGACUUCUACGUCGAGAUGAAGUGGGAGUUCACUAGCUGGAUUCCUCUCGUCUCCCGCAUCUGUCCAUUCGAUACGUACAAAGUGUACAAGCGAGGGGCAAACGUGCGCGUUGAUACCACGCUAGUCGGUUUCGAGAACAAUCGAUGGCAGCGUGGCGAUCGCACAUAUAUAUUCAGGGGGCAAGGUUAGUCAGUAUGUGUGUAACAUAUUUACCACGAGCUAAAUAAAUGGAGGUGCUGUGGCGGCGACUGCUCGGCGCGCGAGUAGGAACGCCUGUCCUCGCCCAUCGUCAUCAACUACCUCGACACCGACAAGAUUAGCUUCGAGAGAAACAAGAGCGGCAUCUGGGGCUGGCGGCAAGACAAGACCGAGAACGUGAAUGACUUCGAGUGCAAAGUGUUCAGCGCCAACAACGUGGAGCUGGUGUCGAAGACGCGCACCGAGCACUUACCAAAUGCCAGCAGCAGCCACGCCAGCGCGGCCGCCGCCGGCGCUGCUCGCGCGCCGCUUGCCGGGCUGCUGGCGCUGGCCGAGCCCUCGCCCGCCGACACAUCCACUGUCACCACGCCCGACGAGGAGCCGCGUGGUGAGGGUCCGGUGUCGUGGCAGCAGUACUUCUCCGCGGGCUGGCUGCCGCGCGACGUGGGCCGCGCCCGCUGCGUCGCCACCAAGCUGCAGAAGUUCCGUGCCACGCUCUGGCUCUGCGAGGACUACCCGCUGCAGUUACAAGAGCAAAUAAUGCCAAUCCUGGACUUGAUGGCGGCCAUCUCAUCACCACACUUCGCCAAGUUGAAGGACUUCAUACAAAUGCAAUUGCCGUCCGGUUUCCCUAUCAAGAUCGAAAUCCCUCUGUUCCACGUGAUGAACGCCAGGAUCACGUUCGGUAACAUCUUCGCCACAUCGAGUCCUGUUCGGCACGUGGAGUGCAUACAGGAGGGGACGCGGCCCGCAUGUAUAGUCGACGAUGGCUGUUUCGCGAUAGGCAACGGGUACAGGGACGCGGCAUGCCGUACUUCCUGCGAUGACGAUGGCCUGCUUCAAUACGCUAUCCAGCAGAGCCUGCUUGACGGUUCCUGCGAUGAUCAGGUGGACGUGUGGGAGGCGCUGCGUUGCGAGCGGCCGCGCAACCCUUCGCCGCCGCACCUGCCGCCCUCGCCGCCCUCGCCGCCCUCGCCGCCCUCGCCCACCGCCGCCGCCGGCCUGCUCUCGCACGAGGACUGCCAGCUGCAGAGAGCGAUCGAGGCGUCGCUGCGGUCGAUGUCGCUGGGCGAGCGGCCGCCGGAGCUGGCGCCGCCGGAGCUGGAGCCGGACGCGGAGCUGCAGGCCGCGCUCGCGCUGUCGGCGCGCGAGCACUCGGCGCGCGAGCACGAGCGGCUCGCCGAGCGGCUCGCCGAGCAGCGCGCGCUCGACGAGGCGCUGCGCCUCUCGCUGCUCGACAACUAGCGCCCGCCGGCGACACUCGCAGCUGCUGCACCACCAGCGAUCUCAAUAGAAAAAUAUGAUGCGUCCACUAAAAGAAGACUUUGCGCCUAAAAGUACUUUAUGUUAGUUAAAAUGUGUACUCUAGUGAACCGUUCAUAUAUUUAUUCAGCGUUAUAGUAACUGACGAGGUUGAUCGCUACCCGACUGUGACACUUAUGAUGAUGGCAUGAAAGUUUAUAAUUGUUUGUCGAAUGUUUGAGAAAUAGGGGGGUCUAUAUAAGAUGUGUUCGAAAUAAGGUGGAUUUAGAAUAAGCAAGCGUAUAUUUUUAAAUUUUCCUUUAAUGUAAUCGUGUUAAGAGCAUUCUAUGAGUAUUUUUUAGUUAUGCAACUUUAUUAGCGAACAAAUUUUGUUUUUUUAAUUGUAAAUCCACCUUUAUAACAUCGUUCCAAAUUCAAAACCAGUUUUAUUUUCAAUUAUAUUUAUAACAGAUGAAAAUAUAAAUUGAAUAAAUUUAGGAAUUUUGUAGAUAUAACUUUGUCGCGUGAAGCGUAUAAAUAAAAUAAGAAAAAAGGUUGUGUUCCAAAUUUGAAAAUUGUUUAGAAUGUAAUGGACGCUGUGGCUUCGUGAGCAUUUACUGGUCAAAUUAACGAUGGAAAUAUUUAUUAUUCCUUUUAAAUUAUUCCUUUAUCUUUUUAUCUCAGUGUGUGCUAAACAAUGAUUGGUUAUUAUUGGCUAAUACCUUUGUGAAGUCAUUUUUCAUCCCUAUUUUUACCAAAUGUGAGUAAAACUUAAGAACUGACUCUUAAUAAUAAUGUUAAAUAAUAACUAUCGGGAGUUAUACUGUGUUGUAGUUAUUAAUUUGUCGGCUUUACUCGUGUUUUAACUACAGGGAUGCCCGACUAGUUACUAAAUGGGAGCUCUUAUUCAUGUGCGCGGUUCAUUGCUGUGUCGCGAGCAGCGUGUUUUUAUACCGAUUUUAUAGCAAUGUUACGCAAACAUACGUUCUCAUGUCACCGGGUGACGGGUUUGAUUCCUGGGUCAAUCCAUCGGGUGCAGUUGGGUGUCAUUACAAACGACGCUCUGGCGAACCGCGCUCAUGAAUAAGGGCUCCUGUUGAGUUUGAAGCUAGUCGAGCUUCCACGAAUUUAAAACUGAGUAAAGCUGACACAAAUGAUUGCAAGGCUUUUAAUAUGUAGUUCGAAAUUAAAAAUCUUGUUUUAAAGACAAACACACAUUCCGUCUUCUUAUUUAUUAAAAGGUUCGUUUAACGUCGUAUAUAUUUUUUAUAAUUUAUCACUUUUUCAAAUUAAGAUAGUAGUAUAAAAAAUAAAUGACAACGAUCCAUUAAUUCAAGUAAGUGUUUAAGACUAUGAAAUAUUAAAUAAUUCCCAAUAUUUAAUAAUGAUAAAUUAAUAUUUUCCAAUAUUUAUUAGUAAUUAAUUAAAUGCUUUCCAAUAUUUAAUAGUAACUAAUUAAAUAUUUUCCAAUAUUUAAUAAUAACUAAUUAAAUAUUUGCCAAUAUUUAAUAAUAAUUAAUUAAAUAUUUUCCAAUAUUUAAUAACAAUUAAUUAUAUUCCACUAAUUAAUAAUGUAAAUUAAUAUUUUCCAACAUUUAAUCCAAAAAGUCCGUCCAAUUGUUCUUAUUAAACUAUAUAAUUUUUUUUUCAUAUUGCCAAUCAUUGGGUAGUAUACUGCACUGAAAUAUUACAAAAUUAUUUAAAUAUAUUUUUUUUUUUACAAUUCGUAAUAAUUUUAAAAUUGUAAUAAAUUUGUUUAAGUUACAAAUAAAUAAUUGAAGUUACAAAAUAUACAAUUAGUUAACAUAGAUAUAUUGUGAGUCGUAUGUUUUUUUUCCUUAUGGAUUUAUAUUGGAAUGACCAUAAUAUUUUUUUAUUUAUUAAUUUAUUUAUUAAAAUAAUUAUAAUAAUAAAAUACCAAAUAAAUAUAACAAUAAUGCUUAUAUAUAAAAUUGCAUUAUAUGUAAUGCUUCAAUGUAUGAAUUAUGUAUGAUGGCUAUUGGUUAUUUAACAUUAGUGGUUUGAUUUGAUGUUACUAUAAUGUCAUCCUUCUCAAUCCUUCACUGUUAGACAGGGAUGGUAACACGAGAUAGGAAUAGUUUUAUCAACUAGACCAAUAUAUCGAAAAAGAUCUACGAGUUUCCUUGAAAUAAUUGUAAGUAAUUAAAUAUUAGAGACUUAUACCAAGGGGUUUAAAAACACUUAUGUAUACGAAUCAUAAUAGGACUUGCUAUCAACCCACAACAUCAACGGCAUUGCAUGUGUGCUGCCGGCCUUUUAAAAAGGAAUAUGAUCUUUUCUUGAAGGUUACGAUGUCGUAUCGGUUCGGAAAUACUGCUGCUGGAAGUAUGGGUGUAAUAGGAAACAAGUCAUGUACUUUUUGAUGGGUGGUAAUGGAAUGGUAAUCCCGCCUGCGUUAUCGGUAUACGCGAUCAGGGCACUAGUGAUGGGUGACAGGUGAGGAUGAAGCAGGUUUAUUAGCCCAUCAUGACGAAUUAAAUAAGAAUUGUUCACUAUGGUUUCCAGGGGGAAGCAUGUGGAGGUCGACCUAAUAGGGCAUAUUGCUAGCGAUGAGGCUGUCAAACUCCAUUGUUAACAAUCCUUUUCCCCCCUACAAGUCAUGUAUUAGGUGCAUUUAAGUGUUAAAUAAAUAAAUAACUGGUGUUGUCACGAUUGAAUCGGUUUUGUUUUUUGUAAUAUAAUCGUAAAUUUUUCAUUUGCAAAUAAUAUAAUAAUAAUAAUAUAUUACCUUUGUUCUUUUUUUUUUUUUUUAAGAAUGUAAUCAGUUAUAAAUGUUUUUUUUUUUCUAAUGUAUAACUGGGCGAUGUAAAUGCACUAGAAUGUUAAUAUUUCUCUCUCACCACGAGAGGUGUUUUAAAUUCUGCGGGUUAUACAAAGUAAGUCUAUUAUGAUUCGUGUAAGGGGGCCUUUUUAAUUUCCCAAAGAAGUAUGGUAUUUUUGAUUUAUAACAAUAUUUGCAGAAUAAUGAAAAUGGGUAAAUAUCUUACUACAUUUACACAGUCUAUUCGUCCAGUGUCUCGACAGAAUACCGUCCCGAAUUGGCACGUAAUUAUCCGGGACGUGUUGGACUACUGGUUGUUCCUUACACUGUGAUAUUAUGUUUAUCACAUGCAAUAUGUUUUACUUUUAAUACCUUGACGCUAUUAUGAAGUCGCUAAACAUUCUUACUUUUAGUAAUUCAUAGGUCGAGUAUAUUUGUAUGUUGAAGGCAAAAUACUAAGUUUUAUUUUUCAUAUGUCCAUCUAUGUUGUAUAUGUAUUUAUUUUUAUUGUAAAAUUUUACUCUUGGCAAUUUUAAGUUUAAUGAGGUUAUUUCUGUGUUGCCAUGUUGCUGGGUUUUAAUUUAAUAAUUGUAUUUUUAUCAUGGCUACUUAAUUUCUAAUGUAUUUUAAUUUAUAUUGAUUUUAUUGCUACAAUUUGUAAAGGUAUCUAAAAUGAUCACUCUUAAAUACAUUUGCACUGGUCA